This is a messenger RNA of Paralichthys olivaceus (Japanese flounder), 1844 nucleotides long. The record is from RefSeq and is a predicted model, not a curated record. NCBI's taxonomy places the organism in Eukaryota, Metazoa, Chordata, Actinopteri, Pleuronectiformes, Paralichthyidae.
UCCUGUCUCUCCUGGUCCCCUCCGUCCCCUCUUGUCUUCAGUCAGUCUGUGAGCUGCUGGACCAGCGUAGCCUGGAGUCAUGGCCUCUGGUAAGAACAAGAACCAGACGUCCCUUGUCCUCCACAAGGUGAUCAUGGUCGGCAGCGGGGGGGUGGGGAAGUCCGCCCUCACCCUGCAGUUCAUGUACGACGAGUUCGUGGAGGACUACGAGCCCACCAAGGCCGACAGCUACAGGAAGAAGGUGGUGCUGGACGGCGAGGACGUUCAGAUCGACAUCCUGGACACGGCGGGACAGGAGGACUACGCCGCCAUCAGAGACAACUACUUCCGCAGCGGAGAGGGUUUCCUGCUGCUGUUCUCCAUCACGGAGCACGAGUCGUUCACCGCCACGUCGGAGUUCAGGGAGCAGAUCCUGCGGGUGAAGGAGGAGGAGGCCAUCCCUCUGCUCCUGGUGGGGAACAAGUCGGACCUGGAGGAGCGGCGGCAGGUUUCUGCCGACGAGGCCACGGCGAAGGCCGGCGAGUGGGGGGUCCAGUACGUGGAGACGUCGGCUAAGACGAGAGCCAACGUGGACAAGGUUUUCUUUGACCUCAUGCGGGAGGUUCGCAAGAAGAAAAUGUCGGAGAGCAAAGACAAGAACGGUCCGAGCGGCAAGAAGAAGAAGAAGCGCUGCUGCAUCCUUUAACCUGCGGUGACAUCGUGCCAACAGACAGACGGUGACGCGGCAGACGGCAGCUGCACGGCGUCCCCGUGUGGACGUCAGAUCUCCGACUCGUCUGCUCCUUUAUUUUUACAACAUAAUCUCUAUUUUUCUCCACAUGUGUCAAAUCCAAAUUUAAAAAAGCGCCAGUGACUGUUCACGUUUCAGUUUCCUCCAGAGGAUUCUCACUUCCUCUGUCGUGUCUGAUGUUGAGUCGCUGCUUCCUCUUUCCUCCACAAACGGGCCAAAAGUAUGUGGACGCAUUUAUUUCCAGUUUUCUCACAGUCCAGUUUUCUCCCGGAGGUUUUGAGGUCGAGGGCGGAGCAAAGCUUCCUCCUGGGAAAACGUCUCUCUGAGCUGCACGAGGACGAACGCAUGAAGCCUCUGUGUGUUUAGAGAAAGUGAAGCUGUCCCAGGUCGACUCUGACCCGAGACAUCGAGCAGCGAUUCUGGAACAAAUCACCAAAGAUCGUUUUAUCUUCUCUGACGACGUGUGAACGUUUUCACUCGGUUACUUUCGGCCGGCGCAGCGUUUAGAGUGUCGACGUCUCGUUUAGGAAACUAAACCAGAAAGUGGUUUAAUGUUUCAACAGAAUAACAGAAGACGAACCUGAUGAGAAAAUAAAAGCAUCAAUACAAAUAUCACAGGAGACGUGUCCACAUACUUUUGGCCAUGUGUGUUCUUUUCCACAAACAAACAAUCAAACGACACGAAGUCACAGAAACCGUUUGUUUUUAAAACCUUGACGCAGGUCGACGGAGAUAAACACGUAAUAAUGAUAUUAAUGAUGUUGAUGAUUCUGAUGAAAGACAUUUUGUGCCUUAACCUGUUUCCUGUCGUUUAAUUAUUCAUCACUUUCUUCUCUCGUCCAUCAGAAGCCAAAAUGUUUUCUUUAUUUUUGUCUUUUCUCACAUUCCUGAUGCGAGCGAGGCUCGAGACACUCCCUUGGUGUGAAACCUUUAUCGUCCAGCUCCCUGACGAACACAGUGUCAUGUAGAAUCAAAGGGAUCUUUCUGUUUCAAUCACUUCCUGUUGUAUUUAUGACGCCUGUGGUUUGAAGGGACGCUGUGUGUGUUGGUGUGUGUGUGUGUGUGUGUGCGUGAGAACUAAUUUCAUUUGAUAAUAAAAGAAAAGACGUAUUGA